Messenger RNA from Daldinia caldariorum, 1844 nucleotides. RefSeq lists its product as uncharacterized. The record is from RefSeq and is a predicted model, not a curated record. Bases 349 to 1434 code for a protein of 361 amino acids. Lineage: Eukaryota; Fungi; Ascomycota; Sordariomycetes; Xylariales; Hypoxylaceae. The transcript has a single exon.
UAGUUAUUCGGCUUCAAUACAUGGGAUUACUAUAUAUAUUUAUUUCCUUACUUUCGCUCCACCAUUUGCUGCUCGAAUAAUUCCCGAGUUCUGCGUGAGGUAGCGGAGAAACAAACAUCUAUUUCUGGACAGCUCGCUCGUCGCCGGUAUUAUACCCUAUACUUACUUACCUCCCAAACUUAAUUCAUCGCGAACCGCAAAGACUUAGAAAGCCGGGUAAGACAAUAAUAAAUAAAGGCUUUUUCCCCUUGGGAAAACAAAGGAGGUGGAAAAAGAAGGAGAAGAAAAGAAAAGAAAAGAAUCGGGACUAAGCACAAGAGCCCUCGACAAAGAAAUCUACCUAGCUCCAUGGCAUCCAACAACCACCGUCACCACCACCACGGCCGCCGAUCCAGCCAUCACGUCCCGCCCAACUACUUCCCCCCCAGCCCCCUAGGCCCGGGUCCAGCACCGAUGUCGAUCCCGAUCCCGGGCCCGCCGCAGCCUCUCUACCCCAUGCCCCCCUAUCCCACCGCGCCAUACGUGGGAUAUCCGUAUCCGACCGUACCCUAUCCCAUGUCCCCUUACCCCUUAUCUCCCAUGCCCCCCCAAUCCCCCCAUCACCCCCGCCGCCCACCGCCGCGCGUGCCGACCCCCCUGCACACCAUCGUCGGCCCGACGCUCGUCGACAACUUCCUGGAACGUGCGCAUACGCGCCUCGAGCCGCCAGGCGGCAGUGGCGGCGGCAAGAACAAGGCGCACGUCUUCUGGACGGAAGACGACCUCAACGACGAGCUCGACGCGCAGCUCGCGCUCGUGCGCCGGGGCGUCCAGGACAUCGCGAGCCAGGAGUUGGGGCUCCCAGGGGACGUGGCGCCGCGGGUGACGGUGCGUCUGUGCCCCGCGGACCUGAGCGCCGAGGGCCAGUGGCGGGCCGGGCAGGGGGAGCUCUGGCGGCGGGGGGCGACGGUGCUCAUGCCCAAGGUGAUUAUCCGGAUGCCGGAGCGGCGGGACCUGGUCGGCAACAACAACAACCACCGCCAUAACCGUCGUGAUCGUCGAGGAGAAGGAGGAGGAAGAGGAGGGCCGAGUCUCGGGGAUAGAGCAUACAUGGACGCAGCGAAGCGCGUUCUGGACGCGGUGAUCCACGCGCAGGGGCUAAACCGGUACGACGCGCGGACGAACCUCCGGGGCCUGCCGUUCGAUCCGAAGGGCGACCUGGCGCACGCGUGUUUCGAGUGGCGCGAUACGACGAGCGCCGGCGAGGACGUGUGCCAUUUCAUGCCCAGCCACGCCCACGUGUACCUGCCUACCAAGCCGAAGCGCGUCAACCACCAGAACACCUGGCUGUACGAGCGCUUGUACGGGGGCCACCCCGGGGCCAUGGCGCACCUGACCAAGUGGGCUGAUCGUCGGGGCAUCGAUUUGAGCUUUCUGAUACCGAUUCGCGUUUAGAAGGAAAAAAAGAAAAAAAAGGAAAAAGAAAAGAAAAGAAAGGCCGAGUCCCGUGUCCUUGGCUGAAAAUGGAAGGCUGAUUCCAUGCGGCAUUGAUUUAGGCUGGUAGGCAAUCGAGUCCGGAGGAAGGCGGCGCUAAGGGGGUGAAUAUCAACAUUGAUAUUUGAAUUUAUACCCAAUACCUUAGGGGGUACCCAAGGUAAUAAAGCUUUCGAAAUUGAUACCCUCUUGCCAGGAGUCUCGCUUGGGACUCCUUGGGAACAAAGGAGUUGUUUUGUAUAUAGCUUUGGCUUCAAAGCUAUCGUAGUUAGAGCUCCUCACGGAACAACGAAGUUGUUACCCUACCUCAUGCUCUGCGACGUGACACCUCUUGAGAACAUAGAAUUAGCUUACCAUUAACUCGUAAAGUA